Molecule: messenger RNA, 2010 nt
Organism: Bipolaris oryzae ATCC 44560
Lineage: Eukaryota; Fungi; Ascomycota; Dothideomycetes; Pleosporales; Pleosporaceae
Exons: 3
Coding region: 1-2010 (669 amino acids)
Source: RefSeq, a predicted model, not a curated record
AUGAACAAUGAAGACAGUUUCCAACCAGGCGAAGAUCUGGAGGUGCUUAAUUCGAGUUUUCCAGGUUUGAUUCAUUCCUGUAGUUUCUGCAACGUACAGGAACUCGAUCCUAGCAUGGAACGCAAAAGGGAAGUCAAUGAUGACCUGCUUUCCGGAACCCUCAUCAGGUAUCGGGGCUCAAGGAUACGAGAUGGCGCAUUACAAGGCUGCGCUUUUUUCAAGGAUGCUUUCGACUCGCUCCAGUCCAUCUUGGAAACUCAUGGACACGAACAAGCGAGCGAUUCUCCCCGUUUCCGACCAGAGAAUUGGAUACAUGAACUGUACUUCAGUGGCUAUACGGAUCGUCUAGAAACGGCUAGAGGCACUUGGAGAUGUGCGGUGGGUGAAUUGCAGGGAGACGUGCGACAUCCUGAGCAAAAAGAACAUUCUUAUUCGGUCUUGGCUUGUGAAGGAAACCCAGCAGCGGAGAGCAUCCUGAUUCGACCAAUUCUACAUGAUUUCAAACGGCAGGAAUCAGCUUCGUGGGCAAAGCAACGCCUCUAUGAGUGCGAAAUUAACCACCCAGAUUGCGCAUUUCCAAGCUCUUCAUUUCUACCCAGAAGGUUGUUGGAGAUCAAUACAUCCGGUGAAGAGAAAGGAAUGGGCGUCCGCGUUCAUCUGAUUACUUCCUCCGAACUUGAUACCACCACAACGAAAUACGCGGCUCUAUCCUACUGUUGGGGAGGCCCACAAGAGUUUCAGUUGAAUGGCGGCACAAAAGACAUGCUAAAGGAUGGGAUAUCAGCUUCAAUUCUUCCAAAAACCCUCCGUGACGCUGUCCAAGUGACCUCGAAUCUUGGGAUUCGUUGGAUUUGGAUCGACAGUCUUUGUAUUCGCCAAGACAAUCCAGAGGAUAAAGCGACCGAAGUUGCGCAAAUGCAUAGAAUAUAUGCAAGUUCCUUCAUUACACUCUCAGCCAGUAGGGCUAGCAGCUGCAGUCAAGGGUUUCUUCACCAAUGCUCUCUGCCUGCUCCAGGGACGACCGGGUAUAAAUUACCCUUCGCGUCACCAUCUGGAAGACUGGGAUCCGUAAUACUCUCUAGCAUUCAGGUGAAUUCACCGAUUGAUUUACGCGGCUGGACUUUCCAAGAGCAUCUCCUUGCCCGUCGGAAUGACACAAUUCAAAACUUACCAUCAUCACUCGUUAGCCUGCUAGACCAGACGUACAAGAUGUACAAGGGCAUUCGUGCCGAGGACCGAAAUUGCAGGAAUUGGAUGGACAUUGUUGAGCACUAUACUUAUCGCGAGUUAUCCGACGAGUCGGAUAGGCUUCCAGCGAUAUCUGGAAUAGCCCAGGCAUGGACUCAAACAUCAAAUGAUUGCUAUCUUGCCGGCCUCUGGAAAUCACACCUUCCUUUAGGGCUACUUUGGUCCCAUGAGCAACCAUUUCGGCAAGACGAAUUCCAAGCAUAUCUUGCACCUUCAUGGUCAUGGGCUUCUACUGUUGGGUUUGUCAAGUGGUAUAAUUUUAUGCUCACCGAAGUUGAUCCUAUGCUCAAAGUCGUAUCAUGCACGACUCAACCUGCUCAUUCCCAGGCACCGUACGGCGCUGUACAAUCCGGAUCAUUAAUUGUGCAAGGUCUCAUACAACAGACUGUAUUCAAUGAAGCUCCAGAGUUGCCGACAUUAGUCAAUGAAGAUAACAAAUAUCUUGAUCUUGAUCUGGCAGAUGUUCAUCUUGAUUUCUGGGACGAGACACUAGCUUCCAAGGUUGAAGGCGGCAGGAUAUUCAGUCUGCAGAUCUGUUGCUUCGACGAAACGACUAACAAGGGGCCAUCAGGACUUCUGCUUACUACUAAAGAUGGAAAGGAAUUUUCUAGGAUUGGAAUGUUUUUCUUUGAGCCACCGCAAGGAUGUGAUGUGGAGGAGCUUAAUGAUUUUGAGGCACUGCUUGAACUGUCAGAAGGCCGGAAGUCUGUUCAGAGAUCUGCUUUUCGGGGUAGUGUCCCACAAGGGAUCAAGAUAAUUUAA